This is a messenger RNA of Talaromyces marneffei, 1809 nucleotides long. RefSeq lists its product as uncharacterized. Bases 1 to 1809 code for a protein of 602 amino acids. Lineage: Eukaryota; Fungi; Ascomycota; Eurotiomycetes; Eurotiales; Trichocomaceae. The transcript has 6 exons. Gene Ontology annotation, biological process: transmembrane transport. The record is from RefSeq and is a predicted model, not a curated record. Gene Ontology annotation, molecular function: transmembrane transporter activity.
AUGACCCAAGACACCAAAACUUCCCAACCCAUCCAGGGUACCAACCACGAGGAGGUGGAACAAAUCGAGACCUUGUCCCCACGGGGAAACGACCAUGUGAACGAGAAAAACGACAUCAGAGAACAGACGACAGCAGCAGAACCCGAGUAUGUAACCGAAUAUGACGAACAAGUCAACCUAAGUUGGCGAUCAUGGAUGGUCGUGUUGGUCUCUUGUUUCGCCAUUGUUGCGCAGGUCUUUGUCGUCACGGGUGCAGGCUCGGUUAUAGCGUUCAUAAUUCGUGAUUUGGGCAGGGAUAGUCCCGACGCCGGCGCGCUUGCUGGGUGGAUUAUUCAGGGCCCUCUCCUGAUGCAAUCUGUAUUGUCACCUAUCGUGGGACGACUGAGCGACGUCCUCGACAGAAAAUAUAUUGCCUCUGUGCCUCCUCUGAUUGCGUUCGUGGGUGCCGUUAUCUCCGCAAAGGCUACUUCUAUCGGUAUGUUGAUUGGCGGCGGUAUACUCAUUGGUGCAACGCUCGCGACAAUUGCGAUUGUGCAAUCCAUUCCAAGUGAGAUUUUGCCAUUGAAGCAUCGGGCUUUGGCGAAUGGGUUUGCUUAUAUGGGUGGUGCUAUUGGUGGAAUAUCAGGUGGUUUAGUAGCCGGUGCAGUAACAGAAGCAAACCCAAGCGGAUGGCGAGAUAUCUUCUGGAUCCAGGCUGCCUUACACAUUGCUACAACCGCUGGACUUUUGUUAUUCUAUCAUCCAACCCGCCGAUCCGACUACCCCAGAAUGUCAUUCAAGGAACAUUUCUGGGCCUGUGAUCCUAUCGGCUCUCUCAUGUUUAUUGCCAGUGUGACAUGUCUGCUGUUGUCCCUGAAUUGGGCUGCGGGAUUAUAUGCUUGGGCUGAUGUGCAUGUUGCGGCUCCCCUUGGUGUUGGCCUGUUUCUGUUUGUUCUUUUUUGUUUAUACGAAUGGAAAGGCAGAGAUGACGGCCUAGUAGCCCACGUCUUCUUCCAAGGUUCCCCGAACUUCGCUCUAUCGGUCUUUGCCUUUGCCGUCGAAGGAUGGAUCUUUUACAGUGCCGUCACAAGUGUCAUCCCACAGGUUACUCUAUACCUUGGCUUUGAGACGAGUGCCCUGCGCAUUUCUAUCCGAGGUUUGGCUUACAAUGCUUCGGCAGCUCUCUGCUCCAUGGUGAUCACAUGGUACUCGACCAGAACAAAAGAUCUCAAGUGGCCGUUGGUUGUUACCUUUGGCUUCUUUUUGGUCGCAACAAUCACCUACACCGUGAUAACGCCCGCCAUGAGCAAAGCCCAAAUCGGUUUCAACAUCCUAAUCGGUAUUGGUCUCUCCGGACCCUUGACUUUGCUGGUUGCUCUCGUCCAAUUCACAGCACCCCACCGCCAUCUCUCCACAGCCACCGGUCUCGCGUUCUCCGCUCGCGCAGUUGGCGGCGCAUUUGGUUCCGCCGUCCUCGACGCCAUCAUCAAUGGCGUGUUACGUAAUACAUACGCAUCCAAAGUCAGCACUGCUGCUGUUGAUGCUGGACUGCCCGAGUCAGGCAUCUCUGCCCUUCUAGCCGCCAUGUCUGCGGGGACAGCAUUGACCUCUGUCCCUGGUGUGAAUUCAACUAUUGCCGCGGCGGCCGAAAUCGCGAGUGAAAAUGCGUAUGCGCAUGUAUACCAUUUGGCGUGGGCGAGUAUUAUUCCCUUUGUGGUGUUGGGCAUUGGGUCGGUGUUGUGUCUGAAGGGUGUUAAGCACUUGAUGACUGAGAAAAUUGAGGCGACCGUUGAGCAUACGCCGGUUAAUGAUGUUGAGAAGCCGUUGUAA